ACUUUGUGACUUCUAUGUUAGGGUUAGGGUUUUAUCUUUAUCUUAUUUUAUCUCAAAUUAAUUCAUGAUUUCCGAUUUCACGUUUCCUUUAAUGGAUACCAUCGCCUCCUCCAAUAUUUGAUUUUCUAAUUUAUGCUUUUCCAGUGUCAUUCAGUUCCUCUUUAUCUAUUUUCCUUUCUCGUCCCUACUCUAAGGAUUCAGGUUCUUUGUAUGGAGUGUGUGGAGAAGGAUCAAUAACAAAGUCCUUGCAAUCUCAAAUUGUUGAUGUAAUAUGUUUUUUAUGGGCCAAAGAAGCAGAGCUUCUAAUCUAGCUCUUUGUGAUGGAAACUACGUUUAGGAGUUGGUGAUGUUUAUAUUCUUAAUUACUGCUGAUGACCUGAUCGCCUGGUAAGCUGUGUGGCAUUGAAUUUUAGUUCCACUGCAAAUUCACGUCUCAUUUUGAGCAAAGUCUGUUGGAAAAAUUACUAGUUGAACUUUAAUUAAGAGUUUGCCCAAAAAAAUAAUAGAACUCUGAGUAAGAGUGAUAAUAAGAAAUAAGAAAAUAAAUAGUUAUUUUGGAAUUGUGGGGAUUUGAGUCCUGACAUUUAUUGCUUUCUCUGUUGGGUGGACAAAGCAAAGGUAUGUCUGUUGGCUGGACAAAGCAAAGGUGUGUCUAUUCGGCUCGUAGUCAGCCUUCAAAUACUGGCCUAUGAUGUUUUACCUGUAGAAUAAAGAAACUCCUGUUUCAAGAUCUAUAUGCCUUAUUUGACUUUCGUUGAUUUCACAAAGCUUUAAUUAUUAGGAGAGUUUAAUUUCGAUUUUGACCUUUUCUUACUGAUGAUAUAUUACGUGUGCCCACUCUGUUGGUAUCUGAUUAUGGUAGUGGCCAUUGUGCUGUGAGGUUUUAUAUUGUAGUCAUUAAUAUCGUUAUUAUAAUUCCUUGGUUAGAUGUUUAGUAUUUGGAGAUCUUGCCAUUAAUCCCUUGUAUUGCAACAGUUAACAUUGAUCUCUCCAUUGUUAUUUUCCUCUUAUUUUGGGAGUGAUGUCGGAAAAGACAGAUUUGCAGGUUUUGGUGACGUAUGGGCUUGAUGGUGGUUUAUUUAUACAUUUGUGCUUUAAUUUGGUUAGGUUUUGUUUUUCUUUUUCUUUUUUGUUAGUAACAAAAUAAUUAGUUUUUG
Rubroshorea leprosula is the source of this 1157-nucleotide messenger RNA. The record is from the annotation of a GenBank genome assembly. NCBI's taxonomy places the organism in Eukaryota, Viridiplantae, Streptophyta, Magnoliopsida, Malvales, Dipterocarpaceae.